Molecule: messenger RNA, 2759 nt
Organism: Linum trigynum
Lineage: Eukaryota; Viridiplantae; Streptophyta; Magnoliopsida; Malpighiales; Linaceae
Source: the annotation of a GenBank genome assembly
UUUUUAUUAUGCCAUUUUAGUACAUAAACAUUUCAAACUUUACAUAUUGGUUCAAUAUUUAGAUGUCACUUAAAUCUAUGAUAUAAUCCACCCAUUCAUUUUAUACCAUCUAUGAUUUGUGGGAGCAAAACUCAUCUCUCCUCCUGGUGUGUGGUGAGGAAAGUUUGCAUUUGCAAGUCAUGCAUUCUAUUGCUAGUUUGAAAUCGAAAACAUAACCUUGUGGUUAUUUACGUCUGUAAAUCAAUUCCACCAACAACUUCAGGUGUGGAUUAAUCUACCAAGGGAUCGGGUUCAUCAGAUAGCUCGUCCCCCUGCCCAUAUUUUAACACCAGGGGGAGCUGACAUGAAAAUCUAUAUGUGGGAUGGGGCUGUGCGAAUUGGGUCGCAUGCGGUAGGGGAUGGUUAUCCUCAAUUUUGAUAGAGCGGUCAUCCUAGCAAAGGGGAUUCAAUUUCUGAGCCUUGUGGAUCCAAUGAUGGUUGAAGCCCUGGUCCUCCGGGAGGCGAUCGUUUGGUGCUUGGCAAAUGGAUUCACGGGUAUGAGGUUUGAAGAUGAUGCCCAGGUGAUAAUUGAGAAGAUCCACCGGAAGGAUGUUCGGGAUAAUCGAGUAGAGGCAAUCUUGGAGGAGAUAGUCAACUCUUUAGCUUCAAACAUGGGUUUUACUGUACGAUUUGUAGGUCGACGAAACAAUAUGGUAGCUCAUUUGGUAGCUAGGCAAGCCCUGUCUUUGUUCUCUUCUCCAUGUCGAUCUUUUGAUUUUCAGAUCUAGUUGAAUUCCAGGAUGUAAUGAUCUGUUUGGUUCAAUCUAUAUAUGAUUAUCUUUUGUAAAAAAAAAAAUCAAUGCUUUGCCUAAUUUGCCGACAGCCUUUACAAUUUGUUGAUAUUUUGUUGGGUUAAAGGCUUCUAGCAUAAUUGGGGGUAUUUCUUGUCUACUUGUACUUUCAUAUUCUCACCAUAAAUCAUUCGAACGAAACGCAUUAAGAAAGUGGAUGGUGGUUUAAUUUCUUUACGUCGGUUAUUUAAUUAGCUGAAUGUUGCAAUCUAUAUUUUGCAUUGAAUUUAUAGAAAGUAUAAAAUAAAACAGUUCUUCCAACAAGCAGUUCCCUCUCCCCUCACUGCCUUCGGCAUCCAAGACCGCCAUUUACAAUUUCAGGCUUUACGUAUCCCGAUUUAGAGAAAAAUCUCAAAAUACACAUUUUUUUAAAAAAACAAUCCCAAAAUACACACAUUUUAUGAAAAUUUUCCAAAAUACACAUGUUUGGGCAUCAUGUGGUAGUCAACCACAGUAAAUGCAUUUAUCGCGGCAGACGAAAACGACGAAUGCAUCACCGCGGUUGACAGCCGCCAAAUAGCUUGUCCAGCUAAAUUACACCAAAGGUCACUCGGUUUAUAACAAAAUUUUACGUUUGUCACAACAACAACAACAAAAUCAUAUGUUAGUUUUGAUAGUUGAAUUGAUGACAUUGCGAAUAUACAUAUUCGCCGGAGACAUAGUGUAGCUAUGCCCCUGAUUCAGGCAAAUAUCAUUCUUGUUUGGGAUGGAAUUUUCACUCGUACGAAGAAAAAAAAUUAUGUCGCCACGAAAUUACAGGGCUAAUUAAUAAUAAUUAUAUCUCUGUAAUCAAACCUUGGAAGAAGAAGAAGCUUCGGUUAGCGCCAACUUCUCGAAACAAACAUAUAUAUAUAUAUAUAUGAUGAUGGCUGGUGUACGUCAGGCGUAUAGUAUACGUCAGGUGAUUAUAUAUAUAUAUAUAUAUAGGUGACUACUUCGGUGCACCCACAAAAAUGAGUGCGUUCAAUGCACCCAACUCAAAAACUAGUCUUAAGGUGUCGGAUUUUGAAUUUUAAUUUGUAGAAUUAGUGUAAUAUGAUGAUAUAACAUAUGAUAACAACUAAUUAGCGGAUUACCCUAAGCUAUAGACCUCCAAUUUUGAGUUAUAUCCCUAAAUCCCAAAUUAUAAACCCUAACCCUAACCCCAAAUCUCUAAACUAUAAAUCCUUCAAAUUAAAGUAAAUCUUUAGUGGUUUUUGUGCAAAUUCAUGUGCGUUAUUGUUCAUCACAUCAUAAGUGAUGAUUGACAUCAUUUUGACAUAAAUCGCAUGUUUAAAAUAACGAUUAUGAAGCGAGUGCACUGAAUGCACCCAAAAAAGUGAGUGCACUGAAGACGCCACCAUAUAUAUAUAUAUAUAUAUAUAUAUAUAUAUAUAUAUGAUAUUAAUGUAUAUGUAUAUCCAUACUCAAGAAGCUUUCUUCACCGCUGCGAUGAUUACUAGUAAACUUGAUGAGUUAGGCUUAGGCACGCGGCAAAACCUAAGCGCGCAUUGCAGAAUUUUCUUGGUCAGCUCCGACUUUUCCUGCAAGAAGCUAAUAAGUGAUCCCUCAUUUAGUCAGUCGGGUCGGUCUUCGUCCUUCCUAUUUGUUUGGGCCUGGAAGCGGGAAAAUUCGUUGGCAGGGUAGAGUAGAUACGUAUUUAUAUAUGGACAGGUGGCAGCUCAGUACUGGCAGGAAGAGUACGUACGUAUGAUCAUUGAUCAGGCAGGUAGGUAGGGAUGACAACAAAACCCGAACUCACAGGUAUCCUAAUCCGACCCAACUCGAUCAACGCGGGUAAAACCGUAUUGACGGGUUUCGGGCCGGGUUUGGGUUUAGCGAUACCCCCGAUUUAUGGAUGUCCGCCAACACUUAUUCCGUCGCCUACUCUCUCCAAACUCUACCUUAAUUCUAAAUUUUCCUCAAUCUCAUUUACAGUUUGUAGGGAUA